AAGAAGAAGAAACGCGUUUGUGCUUCCGUUGCGUUCAUGCUGGUGAUUUGAGAAACAUUCCGUUUCUGUGGUUCUUCUGAAUUUGUGUUUUAAUUUUUUUCAUUUAAUUAUGUCUGUUAAAUUAAACGCUCUUUACAGCGACUCGUAUGUUGAUAUAAGCCAAUAUAGAGACCAGCAUUUCAAGGGUAACCGCUAUGAGCAGGAGAAGCUGUUGCGUCAGAGUUCGACACUGUAUGUGGGGAAUCUGUCCUUCUACACGACAGAGGAGCAGGUACAUGAGCUCUUCUCUAAGAGUGGAGACGUCAAGAGAAUCAUCAUCGGCCUCGAUAAAGUCAAGAAGACUGCCUGCGGAUUCUGUUUUGUUGAAUAUUACACUCGGGCUGAUGCGGAGCAUGCAAUGAGGUUUAUUAAUGGCACCAGACUGGAUGAUCGGAUCAUAAGAACAGACUGGGAUGCUGGCUUUAAAGAGGGCAGACAGUACGGCCGUGGAAAAUCAGGCGGGCAAGUCAGAGAUGAGUACAGACAGGAUUAUGACCCUGCCAGAGGGGGUUAUGGGAAGCUUGUGCAGAAAGUGUGAAUGUCCCGUGUUGGUUUGGACUAUUCCAGAUCAGAGAUCAAUACAGGCAGGUUUAUGAUCCUGCCAGAGUGGCUAUGGGAAAUUAAUUCUGCUUCAAAGUGCACCCGAGGGCCAUCAGACAUUUUAAUGUUCGGGAUACACAGGGACAAAUCUGUAACUAAUUCAGUAUUUUAUUUUUUGUAAGUUUAGCCCUUUAAUGCCUGAAAGUCAUUCUGUCUGACAGGUGUAGUCUGGUUUCUCUCUUCUUUUUUUUAAAUAAAUAUGAGGGUUUUUUUUUUUUAU
Xyrauchen texanus (razorback sucker) is the source of this 859-nucleotide messenger RNA. It is a transcript of the gene ncbp2, whose product is annotated as nuclear cap binding protein subunit 2. Gene Ontology annotation, cellular component: nuclear cap binding complex. The record is from RefSeq and is a predicted model, not a curated record. Gene Ontology annotation, molecular function: RNA cap binding. The coding region runs from base 110 to 577 and encodes 155 amino acids. Gene Ontology annotation, biological process: mRNA cis splicing, via spliceosome. NCBI's taxonomy places the organism in Eukaryota, Metazoa, Chordata, Actinopteri, Cypriniformes, Catostomidae. The transcript has 4 exons.